GUUAAUACGUGCACAUGUUACUUCAUGCUGAAUUAAUUUGUCAUUGUGCGGAUUCGAAGACUUUGCAGUAGCGUAACUUUGAAAUAGCAACACCUCGUGAAGCCAUGCCUUCAGUCCCCUCCACCAAAGAGAAUCCUGCUUUGGGCCCAGUGUGUCCCUUUAAAGCAGGGAAGGGUAAAACCCUAAAGGAGGUCAAGAUCCAGGACAAUGCCAAUGAUGUGGACGGAGCCAUUAAGCUGGAGGGGGCAAAGAACGUUGCAGAGAGGAACUGGAUCAGACCGGACCUGGAGAGUCGCUGCACCUGGAAGCUGGGCAUAUCGCAUGCGGACUCCCCACACACUCAGUGGCUCAGGAGCACUCCACCGAGUAUCCUGCCAAACAUCCUCCAGAGAAUCGGUGAUACCCCUCUUGUUCGCAUGAACAAACUGCCCAAGACCUUUGGACUCAAGUGUGAACUUUUGGCAAAGUGUGAAUUCUUUAAUGCUGGGGGAAGUGUAAAGGACCGGAUCAGUUUGCGAAUGGUGGAUGAUGCAGAGAAGGCAGGGCUGCUUAAGCCAGGAGACACCAUCAUAGAGCCCACAUCUGGAAACACAGGUAUUGGACUGGCCCUGGUGGCAGCUGUAAAGGGUUACCGAUGCAUCAUUGUGAUGCCGGAGAAGAUGAGUAUGGAGAAGGUGGACGUCUUGAGGGCUUUGGGUGCGGAGAUUGUCCGUACUCCGACCAGCGCCCGCUUCGACUCCCCGGAAUCUCAUGUCGGUGUGGCCUGGAGGCUGAAGAAUGAGAUUCCCAACUCCCACAUCCUGGACCAGUACCGCAAUCCCAGCAACCCUCUGGCCCACUACGACACCACCGCUGAGGAGAUCCUGGAGCAAUGCGGUGGUAAAAUUGACAUGUUGGUGUUAGGAGCUGGCACAGGGGGCACGAUCACUGGUAUUGCCCGCAAGCUGAAAGAGAGAUGUCCAAACGUCAAGAUUAUUGGUGUGGACCCAGAGGGCUCCAUCCUGGCUGAACCAGAGGCGCUGAAUAAGACAGAUAAGACCCAGUAUGAGGUUGAAGGCAUUGGUUAUGACUUUGUCCCAACUGUGCUGAACAGAUCUAUAGUGGAUGGCUGGUACAAGGCAAAUGAUGAGGAGUCAUUUACCAUGGCACGGAUGCUUAUCAGAGAUGAGGGACUGCUCUGUGGUGGCAGCUCGGGCACAGCGAUGGCAGCAGCAGUGAAGAUGGCGAAGGAGCUGAAAGAGGGUCAGCGGUGUGUGGUGCUCCUGCCUGACUCCAUACGCAACUACAUGUCCAAGUUCCUGAGUGAUAAAUGGAUGGUGCAGAAAGGUUUUCUGAGGGAAGAGGACAUCAUGGUAAAUAAACCCUGGUGGUGGAAUCUGAAAGUGCAGAACUUGAGGCUGUCUGCUCCCUUGACCGUGCUGCCUACAGUCACCUGCCAGAGGACCAUCAAGAUCCUAAAGGAGAAGAGCUUCGACCAGGCCCCUGUGGUGGAGGAGACAGGGCUGAUCCUGGGUAUGGUCACUCUUGGUAACAUGCUGUCCUCAGUAUUGGCUGGGAAGGUGAAACCGUCCGACCCUGUCAGCAAAGUACUCUACAAGCAGUUCAAACAGGUCAAACUCACAGAUAACCUUGGGAAGCUGUCCGGUAUCCUGGAGACAGACCACUUUGCCCUGGUGGUGCACGAACAGAUUCAGUACCUGACUGAUGGCUCUCCCAGCCUAAGGCAGAUGGUCUUUGGUGUGGUGACCGCCAUUGACCUGCUCAACUUCGUCACAGUGCGAGAGAGGAGGUCCCUGUCCGAAUGCAUAGAUGAAUCGUCAGACAUUCAGUGACCUCACUUCCUUCACGUCAUUGGUGGAAGUGGGCAUUUUUUUGAAAGAUCAGAAAGUAAAAGUCCUAUCCUUGCUAUUGCUUCUCCCAUACAGCAGGUCAGCUAUUUUCAGCAAUUCUACCCCCUGAUGCUGCUAAAGCUGAUUAGCAAAUUCAGCUCACUUACAAAUGGAAAAAGAAAAGCUGAUUUAAGUUGUUGGGAAAAGAUCAGAACAUCCCCUGGAAAUAGUAGGCUCUGUAAUCAAAGGCAACAUGACGGAUCAUUAGCGGUUAUUAGUCACUCCCUUCAGUGACUGCUUGUAUGGCUAAUUGUGCCCAUUGAUCUAUUUGCAUUGAACUGCAAAUAGUUCACAUUAUCCUUUGAUGAGUAACAUUGCAUUGAAGUUAUAGGUACAUGCACUGUAAAAGCGUGAUUUAUUUGUGAUUAUGUUCAUUUAAACUGCACUAAUGAUUAUUCUAAAAGUGUAUUGGAAGGUCCAAUGUAUUGGGGCAGUCUAGUGUCUCAACAGACUUAGAACUUCAGUUAAAUACAUAGGGGAGUCCUGGUUAGUUGAAGUGUUUUUUUAACUGAAAAACUGAAUGUCUGUUUUCUAACCUGUGCAUGUUUUGUGUUUUUCAAAAUGUACAGAAGUCUAUAUUUCAAUUGUAUCCGAGGUGUAAUGUAUCUUCUUUUUGCUAUCUCAUUCUCCCUGAAGUGAGAAAAUGUUCAUAAUGUUGUGCUGAUAUUACAUUGUCUGGUCUUUUAGAAAUUAUGUCUUAAUAUUUAAAGGGCACAGUCUUACGGAACUUGAUAUGAUCAUUAAACUAUAUUCAUUAAA
Alosa alosa (allis shad) is the source of this 2648-nucleotide messenger RNA. It is a transcript of the gene cbsa, whose product is annotated as cystathionine beta-synthase a. Gene Ontology annotation, cellular component: cytoplasm. The transcript is spliced from 15 exons. NCBI's taxonomy places the organism in Eukaryota, Metazoa, Chordata, Actinopteri, Clupeiformes, Clupeidae. Gene Ontology annotation, molecular function: cystathionine beta-synthase activity; cysteine synthase activity. The record is from RefSeq and is a predicted model, not a curated record. Bases 105 to 1832 code for a protein of 575 amino acids.